Messenger RNA from Diuraphis noxia (Russian wheat aphid), 1610 nucleotides. RefSeq names its product protein CDV3 homolog. The record is from RefSeq and is a predicted model, not a curated record. NCBI's taxonomy places the organism in Eukaryota, Metazoa, Arthropoda, Insecta, Hemiptera, Aphididae. Gene Ontology annotation, cellular component: cytoplasm.
ACGUUAACAACCGAAGUGGCGAGAUAUUAUACCGUCUCCGUUCGAAUACCGUCGCCGUUCGCAUAGCAAUUAAUAAUAAUAAUACCUAUUAUAAUAUUAUAUUAUUAUACUGGUACACGCGUGCAUUCGAGACCACGUAAUUAUUAUUUUUAUUUUCCCGUUGUCGGUGUGCCCGAGCCCGUUAUCCCACAGUCCGCCUAGUCCGACCUCCAACGUUUUUGAACUUAGAAGAAAUCAUGGCUGAUCUGGAUAAUUUUUUUGCAAAGAAAGACCGUAAGAAAACUAAAGGCCAAAAAUUUGCCACCUCCUCGGAUAAUAUGGCCACCGGACAAGAAGAGUUACAAAAAAAACAAGACAAACAGAAAAAGGAGAGAUCCGAAAGAUCUCUGACGAUUCAAAAUAAUUAUGCUACCGAUAAUGACAGCAAAACUUCUUCCAAAAAGUUGGAAGAAGAAUGGAAUGAAUACCAAGAAGAAAUAAAAGACUAUACAACACUUAAAAUGCAACAUUUGACAGCUGACUGUCCUUCUAACUUAACGGAAAACAACGAAAAAGAUGAUGACAUAGAAUUUGAAGAAAACGAAGCAGGAGAAAUGGUGCCAAAACGGAAAAAUGCAGGACCUUGGAAAGUAAACGAACCUGAACUACCUCCACCACCAAAAGAUGCUGCUCCUCCAGUAGUUGCUGAAGUACAGAAAAAAGCAUAUGUUCCUCCAGCUCAACGUAACAAUUUUCAAGGCGGACAUAGAAGCGCACCAAGAAAUAAAACUAGCUUAGAUGUUAAAAAUGAAGAAAUGUUUCCUACUCUUCAAGGAAAUAGUAAUCCUAAAAGAACUAUAGCACCUACUGCCAGAAAAGUUGAAACUCCAGCAUGGGCCAAGUAUCAAUGAUUAAAAGUUAUAAUGAACAUGCACAUAAAUAUUAUCUUUUAAAAAAAUUUCUAAAAAAAUGCAUCAUUAAAUUAUUUUUUUUUUAAAUGUUCAUAAAAUGUUAUUCAUGAUGAUAUCAUCACAAUUAAUCAUGGAAUUAUGUUUUUGUUCAUUUGUCUUAAAUAUUAAUCGAAAUUGAAACUGUGAUCAAACUUCUAUAUAUAUCAUAAUAUUUUUAAGUGAUAUACUAUUUUGUUAAUCUCAUUUAUUAUGAUUAUGAGUUGUAGAUUCAUAUACAAUUUUAUAACAACAAAAUUAUUCCGAAAACUCUGAAAACAUAUUUCCGUAUAGUAUAUUUAUGUCAUAUUUAUAAUAGCAUUAAAAAAAUUGCGCGGGCACAACUCAUUAAAAAUGUAUUAUUAUAUUAUAUAAUACUAUAUUAAUUGUGUUGAAAUUGUCUAAUUCAAGUGCUUAAAAUAUUUUGAGUUCUGUAUCAUAAAAGCUUACAAAAAUAUAUCAUAGUAUAAGUGUUUAAUUUGUUAAUAUAAAGUUAUAUAUAACUAUCAAGAUUACUGAUAACAUUCAUUCUUUGAACUAGUAUAUUUUUUGAAAAAACUUUCAUUUUAAAAAACCCAAGAAAUUGAAACUAAUAUAAAAUCCACGUAGAUAAAAUUUUUCAUUGCCUUGCUAUUUUUAAAAUGGAUUACUUAAUAUACCUUAUUUUAUAUCUUAUUAUAUAAA